Cylicocyclus nassatus is the source of this 1549-nucleotide messenger RNA. NCBI's taxonomy places the organism in Eukaryota, Metazoa, Nematoda, Chromadorea, Rhabditida, Strongylidae. The record is from the annotation of a GenBank genome assembly.
CAAACUUUCUUCAUAUCUUAUCUUUCGAGCGUUUGUUUGCAUAGUUGUUCGAUAUGUAUGAGUUCUUGGAUCAGUUGUGAUGGAUACUGCAAGGAGAAGGACACCGCAAGCAUGGUCUCGCGAAAGGGUACUUUUCACUGCUUUGGCUGCUCGUUUCACUUUGGUCUUCUAUUCCAACAUCCACGACUACAUAUUUGAUGUGAAUUUUACUGAUAUCGACUAUACCGUCUAUAGCGAUGCAGCUCGUCACGUUGCUGAGGGUAGAAGUCCAUUUGCUAGGGAAACUUACAGGUAUACACCAGCACUGGCAUGGAUUCUCCAACCCGUUGUAAGCUACAAGGACUUUGGCAAGUUCCUUUUCUGCAUUUUUGAUAUACUUGUCGGGUGGAUGUACUUUGAGAUGAUACCACCAAAACGGAGUAAGACUGCAUCUGAAAGCGCAGGGACGUCAUCAGGUAAUAGCGAGAGUAGUGAAGAAGUCGUGGAGUCCAGUGAUCCUGCUUUGCUUCAUGUUGUCAUCUUUUGGCUAGCAAAUCCCCUAACUGCGAUAAUAUCUGCUAGAGGAAAUGCUGAUGUGUUAGUGUGUGCUGCAGUGCUGUUUACCUUAUAUCUGCUGAGAAAAGGCCAGUGGAUCGCUGCCGCCUUUGCGCAUGGUGCACUGGCUGUGCACCUGAAAAUUUAUCCUUUGAUCUACUUACCAUCCAUAUUCCUGUAUUUGUGUCAGUUCUCUUUCGCUGAUGGACUUGUUGCCAGUGUGAAACAACUAUUUUCCAAUUGGAAAGGCUUUACUUUUGCUGCGAUAAGUUUGGGUAGCUUUGGAGUAAUUGUUGCAUUUUUCUAUUACAUCUACGGUGAUCUCUUCUUGGAAGAAUUCCUUCUUUAUCACAUCAAGAGGAGGGAUAUCAAACACAAUUUCUCGCCAUAUUUUUAUCCUCUGGCUUUGGUGGACAAAAAUGUGACUCUUUCAAAAAUUAUUGGUUUCUUGGCAUUUUUGCCCCAGGCUUAUCUUGUAGUCUACUUUGCAUUCAAGUACUAUCGCGACCUCCCAUUUUGCUGGUUUGUUAGCACCUUUGCUUUUGUUACCUUCAAUAAAGUGUGCACAAGUCAGUAUUUUGUUUGGUACAUCGUAUUCUUGCCCCUCAUUGUGGAUAGAAUAAAGAUGACAACCAACGAAGUACUACGCCUCAUCACGAUGUGGUUUGCAAGCCAAGCAGUAUGGCUCUUCUUUGCCUACCUCUACGAGUUUCGAGGCUGGCACACUUUGGAGCUGGUGUUUGUGGCUUCAGUAGGAUUCCUUUUGACCAACAUUUAUGUACUAGUCAACGUUCUCAAUGCUUACACGGGGUUAGCCGAUUCUGGCAAGGCUAAGAAAGCUUGAGAACUAACAUAAGAUCCGCACGGUUGUUGAAUUGCGAUCUCGAUCAUGGUUGUGACUUUUAAUAGUGCAGUGCUUUGCAGAUAAUGAUGCAUGUGUGAUUAGGCCUAGAAAUUUCUUUAGCCACCCUGUCUAAUGUAUGGCAUUUCAUUUACUUGCUGAUUUUUCCUUGAA